ACAGACACAGAGAAAACAAGAGCCUGGUCAAAUCAAAAGUGGUAGCUCAGAAACAAGAGAGGGCAACUAUGAACCUUCCGAAGUUUCUUCUUCCUCUAAAUUGGAAGGUAUCGAUCACUCAAAUAUGAACCCAAAGUACUCGGUUUUGACAUUCUCUCGUCACAAUUGUUUCUAGCAACAUCAUCUUCAUAUAAAUCAUCACCCCAUCGUCCAGAAAACCCUAUAAGAGAAGAAGAAGAAGAGGAAGAGAGGGAGAGAUGAGUGGUGAAGGCAUUGUGGAGAAGGCUUUGAACAGUUUGGGGAGAGGGUACGACAUAACAUCCGAUUUUCGACUGAAAUAUUGCAAGGGAAAGAGAAGGUUGGUCCUGCUCGAUGAAACGGACAAGAGAGAACUCGCUGUUCCAGGUUUCGGAUUCUAUAAUGAUGUCUCCGUCGACAUAAAAUGCGAUAAAGGCGACCGGACAAGAUACCAGUCCGACGUUCUUGAGUUCAAUAAGAUGUCGGAGUUUUUCAAUCAGAAGUGCUCGCUGCCGGGAAAGAUCCCGUCGGGGUUAUUCAAUUCUAUGUUUGGGUUCAACAGUAGUUCAUGGGCGAGAGACGCUUCGGAGACCAAAUGCUUGGCUCUUGAUGGUUACUACAUCAUCCUCUUCAACCUCCACAUCGACCGUUAUCCGCUUCUACUCUCCGACCAAGUCCGGAAAGCAGUUCCCUCUACCUGGGAUCCCGCUGCCCUAGCCAGGUUCAUAGAGACCUACGGAACCCACGUUAUUGUGGGGUUGGGGAUUGGGGGUCAAGAUGUGGUGCUUGUUAGACAAGAUCAAAGUUCAAACUUGCAGCCAGCAGAGAUCAAAAAGCACUUGGAAAGCCUUGGAGAUCAACUGUUUACGGGGACAUGCACCCUCCCACUUCAUUGCAAAUCCAGGGUCCAUACCAGGCACAAGGCUCCUAAGGCAUUCAACGUUUUCGACCCAAACCCGAACUUCAUGGGCGGCUUCUCGUCGAUCACAACUAAAGAUGGAAUUUCAGUUAUUUGCUCUAAGAGAGGAGGGGAAUUAUUAGCCAACAGCCACUGUGAGUGGCUUCUUACAGUGCCGUCGGUGCCGGACGCCGUCCAUUUCAGCUUCAUACCCAUAACUUCUCUCCUCCAAGGAGUCCCCGGCAAAGGUUUCUUAUCACAUGCAAUCAACCUCUACCUCCGCUAUAAACCACCUAUGGCUCAUUUGCAAUACUUUCUGGACUUCCAAUCUCACAAAUUGUGGGCCCCCAUUCAUAAUGACCUUCCAUUGGGUCCCACCACAAACAGGGUUAUUCCAACUCCAGCUCUUCAUUUCAACUUAAUGGGCCCAAAGCUUUACGUGAAUCCAGUUCAGGUUACGGUUGGAAAGAGACCAGUGACAGGGAUGCGGUUGUAUCUGGAGGGAAUGAAAUGUAAUGGGUUAGCCAUACAUCUAGAACAUUUAUCAAAUACACCAGUCGUGCUCCAAAACAGGAUAGAUGAUGUUCCGAUAUGGCGAGGAUCGGAAGAGAUUGGCGACGACCGGUUUCUCGAAGCUGUACAAUGGAAGAAAUUCUCACAUGUAUGCACAGCACCAGUGAAGUAUGAUCCCCAGUGGGCUGUUGGCUGCAGAGAUGUUGUAUUCAUUGUCACAGGAGCUCAGCUCCAUGUGAAGAAGCAUGGGUCCAAGAGUGUACUCCACCUCCGGCUUUUGUUCUCCAAGGUGUUGUGUUCUGGCAUUGCAAGAUCAGUGUGGACACAAUGCCCGUCAGAGUUCUCUCACAAGUCAUCAAGCUUUUUCUCAGCAAUUAGUACUUCAAUUUCAGGCAAUUCAGAGAAGGAGAAGCCAGCUCCAGUAGUAAUAGAUUCUGCGGUAUUUCCAAAGGGUCCUCCACUUCCUGUGAAUACUCAGAAACUGUUGAAAUUUGUAGACUUAUCAGAGUUGUGUAAGGGGCCAAAGGAUAGCCCCGGGCAUUGGUUGGCUACUGGAGCAAAGCUAGAUUUACAGAAGGGAAAGAUAUGUCUACAUGUUAAAUUCUCUCUCUUGAGCUAUUUCUUUUGAGAACACUUGGAUAGAGAGAGAGAAUGCAUUGUGAAUAUGAAAAUUUUAGUUAUAUUUUUUUUUUCUUUUUUGGAAAAGACACAUGUAUAUCUGAUGCAGCAUUUGAAAGGAAGUAGAAAAGUACGCAAACCUAA
Nelumbo nucifera (sacred lotus) is the source of this 2191-nucleotide messenger RNA. Its product is annotated as MACPF domain-containing protein At1g14780-like. Gene Ontology annotation, cellular component: plasma membrane. Gene Ontology annotation, biological process: regulation of salicylic acid mediated signaling pathway; plant-type hypersensitive response. Lineage: Eukaryota; Viridiplantae; Streptophyta; Magnoliopsida; Proteales; Nelumbonaceae. The record is from RefSeq and is a predicted model, not a curated record.